CCGCUGGUAUUCAUGUCAGUUGUAUUGGCGGCUCGUAAACCCUAAACUAUAACAGAGAUCAGCGGAUUUAUUGAAUGGGUAUGUAACUCAUGUCAAGAGUGUCAACAGGAAUCAACUUUGUUACAUAAUAACCCGAGUCAUGGACUCGAAGCGUAAAAUGAAACGAUCUGGAAAUAUUCAAGAACCAAGUAGCAUUACAGAUGGCAGUGAGUCUGGAAGUAUGUUGUUACGGGUUCAACAUGCUCAGUCGUUGCUCACAGCCCUAGAAAACAUGCGAAGACAGGAAGAACUGUGUGAUGUGGAACUCGUGGUGGCCGGUAGAGAAAUCAAAGCACAUCGCGUUAUUCUAGCCGCUGUGAGUCCUUAUUUCAAUGCCAUGUUUACGAGUGAUGUUGUAGAAAGCAAACAGAAGGUCGUGCAUUUAAAUGAUCUGGAACCUUUGGCAGUUCAGACGGCGGUGGAAUUUGCUUAUGUAGCUAGAGUCAACAUAACGGUUGACAAUGUCCAGUCACUUUUGACUGUCGCGACUUUGCUGCAAAUGGACACCUUGACGGAAAAGUGUUGCUAUUUUUUAGAGAAUGAACUCCAUCCUUCAAACUGUCUCGGUAUACGGCGUUUUUCCGAGAAUCACGGCUGCUUUAUGCUCAGCAAAACAGCCUACGAGUAUGCUUUGCGAAAUUUCAACCACACUACACAAAUGGAAGAGUUCUUUCAAUGUCCUUUAGAGGAAGUUCUUAAACUACUGAGUGAGGACUCUCUGUAUGUGCGGCACGAGGAAGAAGUGUACGAAGCUGCUUUACGAUGGGUGAACUACAAGAAACAAGAAAGACUUAAGGCAGUUCCCCAAAUAGCUGAGACGAUCAGGUUCCCCUUGAUGGCUUGGGAGUUCCUUGUAACAAAGGUAUUGGAUGAUGGAUUUAUCGCCAGCAAAGGCGACAGCUGUCAUCUAUUUGAGGAGGCCAGGAUGUAUCAUCUAUGUCCUCAGUUGCGAAGUGACAUAAAAUGUGGCAGCCGAUUUCGGCCACGGAAAUUGUAUGGUCAGGCAGAGUGGAUAUAUGUUAUGGGUGGGGAAAUUAAUCCUGGGCGAUGCACAAUGAGAACUGUGGAAAAGUACAACCCUACAUCAAACACAUGGUGUGAAGUAUCAUCAAUGUCAACCCCUCGCCGAGGACUGGCUGCAGCUAUUUUAGAUGGUAUUCUGUAUGUUGUUGGUGGAUCAGAUGGCAUAGCUGCCUUGAAUCAGGUAGAACAGUAUGAUCCAAGCUCUGACAAAUGGUCUCCUACUACAAGUAUGAUUGAACACAGAAGCAGUGUGGGCAUAGGGGUUCUUGAUAGCUUUCUUUAUGCAGUAGGAGGGUAUAAUGGACAAGUCACUGUUAACACAGCUGAGAGAUAUAAUCCACGAACUGGAGAAUGGAAUAUGAUCACUGAGAUGAACACAGUACGCAGCAUGCUUGGAGUGGCAUCCCUGAAUGGUCAGCUUUAUGCCAUUGGUGGCUAUGAUGGUGUGACAGACCUCUCCUCUGUAGAGUUUUAUAGCAAUCAAACCAACCAGUGGCAGGUAGUGUCAUCCAUGAAGACUCCACGUUCUAUGGCGGGUGUGACAGUUUUAAAUGAUGUUUUGUUUGCUGUGGGUGGAUGCAAUGGUCAGAGUUUAGAAAGUGUUGAAAUCUAUACACCCGAGACUGACACCUGGAUGAUAAUUGCUCCCAUGAAAGAGCCUCGUAGUGGUGUGGGGACAGCUGUUAUUGAUGGUCUGUUGUAUGUUCUUGGUGGUUAUAAUGGAACAGAUUAUCUUAAUAGUGUGGAGGUUUUUCAUCCUCAGAAAAAACGAUGGACCUCAGCAACAAAUAUGAAAACAAAUAGAAGACGAUUUGGCUGUUGUUCAUAGCUUGCUUAGACCACAGAAGUGUUUACUUUGAUUGAUCAUCUCAUUUUUUUAAAUUUUAAAAGAAAUUUAAGUGAACUGCAUGAGCCCAGUUGUUUUUCAAUCUACAGUAUUAAGGGCUAACUGAUGCUGCAAAGAUGUUCUGUUAUUUUUUCAAAUGGACAAUUCUGAUUUAACUCUUUCAAGCACUAGUCCUGAUUGAGUUGUAAUACACCUGGUUGUAGGAAACAAUAAAUGGCUCUGAUAAGUCAGGA
This is a messenger RNA of Pocillopora damicornis (cauliflower coral), 2142 nucleotides long. RefSeq names its product kelch-like protein 18. Gene Ontology annotation, molecular function: protein binding. Lineage: Eukaryota; Metazoa; Cnidaria; Anthozoa; Scleractinia; Pocilloporidae. The record is from RefSeq and is a predicted model, not a curated record.